Messenger RNA from Prosopis cineraria, 2597 nucleotides. RefSeq lists its product as uncharacterized. The transcript has 3 exons. Bases 70 to 579 code for a protein of 169 amino acids. Lineage: Eukaryota; Viridiplantae; Streptophyta; Magnoliopsida; Fabales; Fabaceae. The record is from RefSeq and is a predicted model, not a curated record.
GCUCUUCCUUGCUCUUCAAGCCUCUUUGCUCUGUCUUCUCGCAUUCUCUCUUGUUCAUCUCUUUCAACAAUGGCCUCUCAAAUUGAUGUUGCCCAGAAUGCUCGAGCCAUUAUACCUGCCAAUCUAUCUAAGGAUUUGGUCGCCAUUCGCAACCCGCUUGGACUGCCUCAAAAUGCCGCUCUAGAAUCUUCGACUUCCCUUAGGCUCCUCGCCUCUCUUCGGUUCCAAGCCGUGUCUCACUGUCUUAAAGCCCUCACUCUAGUUACAAGCUGGCACUAUUCUCUUGAAGCUGCUGAUCCUGAUUGUUUUUACGGAGUUAAUUUCCAAGAAAAAACUUCAUCUGCCUACAAUGUCGAUGGAUGGGUCUAUGAGUUUCCAGGCAACCACUCAAUGAUCCAUAAUGCAGAGCUGCUAGGGUGGGCUUUUUGUAUACCAGGUUUUCAUCCCUGUUGGCUAGUUCAAGAAGAUAAGACCGCUGAAAAAACCUCCAUUGUUUUCUCAAAAACGAUGGGUUUUCUUUUCCUGCGAGAAUCCACAACAUGCUUCAUACUCCAUCGACUUCUUUGCAAGUUCGAAUGAAUGGAGGUUUAGAAGCAUUUCUUACCCAGCAUGCUUACCGGGUUCAUUUCUCUGUCACUUGCAAUUUUGUGAAUCAGUAAUUGGGUGAAUGAUUUCCUUCUUAUUGCGGUUAUGGUUGUGUCCUGUCAGUGUUUUGUAGUUGCUGUCUUUUUUUUUUCCCUUGUAUAUUUUUAGUGUUGUAUGGGAUGUCAGGGAUUUUAUCAUAUUAUUAUGUCGUUUUCCAUUACAUAAAGAUGACGCUAUUGACUUGCACACACACACACAAUAUGAAAUACAAUACAUGAAAACGAACAAAUUAAUUAAUAAAUACGACAAACUUAUCAUAAACUGUAAUGCGACUAGGUAAAACAUAGAUGCUCGAUAUACACUUGCGUACAAAGAUAACAAAUGAUAUGCAAAAUGUUACAUCAAGUUCUCUCCUCCUUUCACAGUCGACCUCGUGCUAGUUUAUUGGAUAACCUUACUGGCUCCGGCGGCGACACCGCAUGCAUGAACUCAGGGUCUCUUCCCAUAGUUUCUAAUAUUUCAUAGGACAUGCAAAGCUCAAUGUCAAAGCUACCUUCUUCUGCUCCGGCAUCGGCCACCAGGUCCCAAUCAUGCAUAAAAGCAGGGCCACGGCGAAUUGCUGCCGGUCUUCCCCAGCCGAAGUCGAUGGCGUAAAAGUUGAUUCUUGUGCUGCUGCCACAAUUCAUAACCUUCCCAAUUAUGCCACUCUGUAAACGCACCAUGGGAUUUGGGAUCAAAGCUUCAAAGUCCAUCUUGAUCUUCUGCUCUGUGUAUUCCGAGAUCUUCUUGUUCAUCUCCAAAGCAAAUUUUCCAAGUCCUCUAUCACCCACCAGGUCUCUUACUUUCAUCAUCACGCUAGCAAAUUGCACUGUGUUUCCGAAAUAGCUUUCGGGAAUUGGUGGGUUUGAAAUUCUGGACCUAGCAGAUACAAGGAAUCUGAAAGCGACUUCUUCUUCGGGAUCAAGAUUCUGAUUUUUUAUCACAGAUCUCCAAAUAUGGCUGACGACAGCUUGCAGAGAGGAGAUUUCAUUGCUGACCACACCAUCGUCUACCACCUCUGAUAGAGCUUUUGCUUUGAGUUCAGCAAUUUUUUGUCUUUUAAAGUGGAAGAUCCUCUUCGAAAUUGGAGGUGAAAGAUGAGAAUAAGCAGAUUCAUCAAGAUAAUAUUCCUUCAUUAUUUGUUUGAAUCGUAUUCGUAUGGGGCGUUCAAUAUCAGCACGUGGAAACCAACGUUCAAAUGAUGCAAGCUUCAAAUCCGACCCUAAGUGGUUCAAACGAUUUCGGCUAAUCUCAGCCCAAGUGUUCAAGAAAUUCCAGUAUGGCUUCACUUCAACAAGACAAUGGUUCAUCGAGCAAGCGAUGAAGAUGCCGUCCACAAGCUCCGUAACUUGAACCGCCAUUAAUGGGAUAUGAGUUGCUUCGAAGUUUUUCGAUUUGCCAAGUGGGAAGAAGGACUCGACGAUCGGAGGAACAUAAGUUGGUUCGAGGAUGUCGGCCGUUGUAGUGUUCUCUGCAAUUGCAUGAACAAAGCUUGCUCCAGCGUUGUUGCAAGUGAUGAAGACUGAAGAGAUGCCAUCAUUGUCGGCGUCGGGGACAAUAGCAAGACGGCCGGCGAGCGGCAAGAAGAAGUUGAGGGUGGCAGAAAGAGAGCCCUUAAGGUGCUGGAUCACUUUGUCUGUGUGAUACGAAGAAGAAGAAGAAGAAGAAGAAGAAGAUGAUGAUGAUAAUAUGGUGGGUUUGUGGAAAAGAAGGCCCUUUUGACCAUACUCGAGAACUAUGAAACGAAGAUCCCAUGGAUUAAGCUCAAUUCGUGCAGGUGAAUCGCCAUUCAUAUAAACAUGGCUUCGUGCUUGGAUUGUAGUAUUGGAGAUCACUCUGGUCGCUGCCAUGGGAGAAUUUGAGUGUUUUUCUGCAAUUGCUAGCUGUCAUUAAUUAAUAACGUACUACAGAAGUAAACCAUAUUCUCUUUUAUUCUGAUCUACUCUUAAAAGAUGAUUUAAUGUUACGUAUCA